CUUUAUCACACUAGUCUGUAGCGCACAACUAACCUGAGCUUUAACUGUUCUUGUAGCUGAUAAUCUAAUCGCAUUCCCCCAUAAAUCUGCCCAUUUGCAUUUGAGAUAUCAGAUGUGAUUAAUGCUUCAGUAAUCUUUAAUGAAGCACUCGCUGUACAUCUCCAGCAUUCUUUACGGUAAAGGCAUCGAUAGCACCGUGGACAUCAAUGGGACUGCAUAACUCUCAUCCGAAGCUGUACCCCGGAGAUAUACUUGAGUUUCCUGGUAACAGUUACUUUUCUCAUUUUGCUGUUUACUAUGGUGAAAGAGACGGAGUUCCUUAUGUGGCCCAUUUGACCAUCAGAGAUUCAGACACCAAACUCCUCCUUUUCGGCCGAGCUAUAAACGCCUCUGUAAAGCUAGACCCGCUUGACGUAGUCGGGAAGAAAUUCAAGGUUAGAAACUACUUGGAUGACAAGCAUCCACCAAGAGAUUUCUACGUUCUCAUCAAGCCGGAGAUCGAUGAAAUCGUGACGAAACCCAUCACUUUUGACAUCCUGUUCAACAACAGCGAACAUCAGGCCACAAUGUUACGAUACGGAGUAAAAAAGUCAGAGCAGAUUGAAAAAGUCUAUUCCAAGAUAGUACCCACCUGGAAAGAUUUAUUUGAGAAGAAAAAGAUUUAAGAGCCACAUCUUCUGCAUGAAGAAACAAGACUUCAAGAUCAUACAAAAACUAUUUCUUUCUUUAACAAUUCCUAAAAAAAAAAAAAAUAAUAAUAUGUCAAAUAUAUGCAUUACUUUUUUUUUUUUUUUUUUUUCACAACUUUGGUGUUAAAUACGAUCUAAACAAAAGUCUUGCU
This is a messenger RNA of Cyprinus carpio (common carp), 841 nucleotides long. RefSeq names its product phospholipase A and acyltransferase 2-like. NCBI's taxonomy places the organism in Eukaryota, Metazoa, Chordata, Actinopteri, Cypriniformes, Cyprinidae. Gene Ontology annotation, cellular component: cytoplasm. Gene Ontology annotation, biological process: N-acylphosphatidylethanolamine metabolic process. The record is from RefSeq and is a predicted model, not a curated record. Gene Ontology annotation, molecular function: glycerophospholipid phospholipase A1 activity; A2-type glycerophospholipase activity.